Engraulis encrasicolus (European anchovy) is the source of this 2344-nucleotide messenger RNA. RefSeq names its product NudC domain containing 3 (gene nudcd3). The record is from RefSeq and is a predicted model, not a curated record. Gene Ontology annotation, biological process: protein folding. The transcript has 6 exons. Lineage: Eukaryota; Metazoa; Chordata; Actinopteri; Clupeiformes; Engraulidae. Gene Ontology annotation, cellular component: cytoplasm. Bases 235 to 1365 code for a protein of 376 amino acids.
UUUCACUUACUUAAUUACAGGAACUAUUGUUUUAUGACUACAGAUUCCGUCCGUACGAGUAUAGCUGUGACACAUGAUAGAAGCUCUGGAACAAAAUAGACUGCCAGACCGUGCCAGACAGACCACUGCAGGCGAAGAUAUUGUUGUAGCUGGCGAAAAUUUGAACUUUUAACAAGAGACAAUCUUCAUUAUAUUUCAUUCAACACACUAGUUUUGUUGAAUUCAACUUUAAAAAUGUCAUCACCGAUAGAAAUGACUGAAAUGUAUGAUAACGCUUUACUUGGAAUCCUACAACACGUUGGAAAUAUACAGGAUUUCCUACAAGUGUACUUCGGAUUUCUUUACCGAAAAACUGACUUCUACCGUCUACUUUCAAGUCCAAAUGAUCGUAUGGGGUUUCCUCCUGGGGUAGCAGAGAAAAUGGUCCUCAGAACCUUCAAAACAUUUGAAAAGGUUGCGGCCGCCGAUAGAGAGCGAAUGAUGCAGCGUAGAGCUCCAGCAGCCGUUCAGGAGGUGGAGGUGCAGGCCGAGCAAGCAGGAGCAGGAGCAGGAGCAGGGGCCGCUGCGACAGCCUCUUCCAGCAACACACAAGAGGCCUGCCCCCCCUCCUCAUCAUCAGUCUCUGCUCAGUCUCCAUCAGGCGCAUCAGGUGUGUCUCCAUCAGCCCCCCAGCCCGCAGCUACCUCGGCAGAGUCUCAGAGCAGCAGCAGCGCCCCGUCGUCAGGAGGAGACGCGGCUUCAGCUUCUGCCAGUGCAUCAGCGUCAGCAGCCGCAGCAGCACCAUCCAAAUCUGGCGUCCCGAACAACCCUGACAUUGACAGUUACAACGGGGCAGUGAGGGAGAACUACACUUGGUCGCAAGACUACAAUGACGUGGAGAUCAGGGUUCAUGUUGAGAAAAAUAUCCUCAAGGGUAAACAGGUGUCUGUCACCAUUCAGUCAGAGAGGGUGCGCGUGGCGGUGAAAGAGGGGGCGUCGGAGAGGGUCCUGAUGGAAGGACCACUCUGUCACAAGGUCAACACAGAGAACUCGCUCUGGAGCCUGGAACCUGGGCGAUGCAUUGUGGUGUCGCUGAGUAAGCUUGGGGAGGUGUGGUGGACGGCGGUGCUGAAGGGGGAGCAGGAGAUCGACAUCAACCAGAUCAACCGCGAGCGCUCCAUGGCCACGGUGGACGAGGAGGAGCACGCCGUGCUGGACAGACUCACCUUCGACUACCACCAGAAGCUACAGGGCAAGCCCCAGAGCCACGAGAUGAAAGUCCAUGACAUGCUGAAGAAAGGUUGGGAUGCCGAGGGAUCCCCCUUCAAAGGCCAGCAGUUUGACCCCACCAUGUUUGACAUCCCUCCCAGUGCCGUGCAGUUCUGAUCACAGAGAACCGGAUACACGUACAAACACCCGAAUAAACCAACCAGUAAAUAAAUAAAUAAAUAAAUAAGCAGACCUACAUCAGGGGGUUGUGUGGAACACAGGUUUGUGAGCCACUCCUUCUAGUAGGAUAGAGCUCGGAAAACACUGCCUCGUGGCGUGUGACGAACCAGCUCUUAUUUAAAUGCCAAUAAAAGAGGCGACGCUGGAGUGAAUGGUAAUGACAUGGCUUUGGCGGGUGUCUGGCGGGAUCUCCCUCCCUUUAGGCAUGAUGGCACCUGUCUCUCUUUUGUUUAGACGAGUUACGGUUACAAUUACAAUUCAAUGUUUGCUAUUUCUCUCUCUGUCUCUCUCAUGGUCAGUUCUGCGUCAGUGGGAGGUGUAAGUACAGUAUGUCUUGGAAGCUGAUAUGGGAGCUGUGUUUGCAGUGAUGGGCAGAGGACUGUCUCAUCUGUCUCAUCACAAAUGUGCAGAGUUGUAUUAAGUAAAGUACUCCUAGAGAUGUUAUUACAACACUAGUGGUAUGAUAUGACACGGUUUCAAAUUUGUAAUAUCAUGCUGUUAGUUUUGUAAUUACAUGUGUAAGAGUACUUCUACUUCUACUUCAUACAACUCUGAGUGUGUGUAUGUUUUAUGUGUAUGUGUUUUUGUUUUUAAAUUGUAUUGUAUUAUUUUUUCUUUACCCCCUUUCCAAACUGAGUGCUUUGUGAUGUACAAAUAAUAAAGUAAAAGGAAAACCACCAAAGUUGAAAUAGAGUGGAGAAGUGGAGGAAUCUAUAACUUAAUAGAAAUUAAUCUCAGUGUCUUAUGAAGACCAAAGACAAGAGACCGGUGGUUCCCAAGUUGUGAAAACCCAAGCUAGCCUGACACUGGAGGGUUUUUCGUACAGUCAAGGGUUUACUUUUGGCACAAGGUGAUAGUUUGUUUAUUGUUUUGCGUGCCUGGUUUGAAUAAAUGCAGGUUUCUGUUUAAAUGUGAA